AUGUUCUUCCAGCAAUGUUUAGCUGCCCCUACACGACAAGCUAUAGAUCGAGCACACCGCCAGGGUUCGUGGCUCGAUAUUGGCGUGCCGAGUGUGCGCAAUCUGUUUCGGCUAUUAACUCGGUAUCCUAGAUACAAUUCGGCAAUCUACGAAACAACUGCAGCCUCUGCCUACGACAUCUUCGCUGGCAGCGGAUCUCUCACACAACAAAAUUCGUCCGAUCUGCUGUUGAAAGGCUCCGACUCACCAAGUAAGAGCCGGUCACUCUAUGACCUUUCCACAGCACGAAAUGAUACAGUGGAAUAUCUAAAUAAGACUGACUGUCUCAACGCAUUUGGGAAAACCUACCAGUCCGCAUAUAGAAAGCUCCUCCUAGUGGAUACGAAUAUAACAGACAACAACACAUACACCCUUGUCGGUACCCAGGAUGUCUUUAGCCCGCAUGAAACAUUUUUCGGUGGAUAUCCAGGACCAUACGAAUGGCUAUGUCCCCUCAGCUGGGAAGAGACCUGCAGCAGCUCAUACCUCCCCAUCAUCCAAGCGAAAAUCGCCAAUAAUACUUGGACAGUACAGGACCGGGGUCCUAGCUCUGGCUCCCACAAAGUAGACUCAUGCUUGGCUGAGAAAGCACCGCAGUACUGUAAACUGCAGUAUUCAUUGCCUCUCACUAUUGUGGUCAUUGCGUUCAAUCUCGUCAAAACCGCCGUCUUGCUCUAUAUGUGGCUCGGGAUGACCGAUGCUCCUAUUUUGACAAUUGGCGAUGCCGUGGCUUCCUUCCUACGUUGUCCGGACCCGUACACGCAGGGUUGCUGCCUUCUCACCAAAAGCAAGGUCGAAUCCAGCGACCAGUCCCAAUCAAAGUGGCGCAGUCUAGCGCCAUUUGCUGAGAGGCACAGGACAUGGAGCUCGGCAGUCUCUUCUCGACGGUGGGCAUUCAGCAUAGUACUCUGGAUUCUCGCCAUCACCGUGUCCCUUAGCCUACUGGCAUAUGGCCUCUCACAGAUCGGAUCAGGCGUCAAUAUCUGGAAACAACAACUCGGCACCAUCACCGCUGACACCUUAAUCAAAGGAGGUAUCUGGCCUGACACUUUCCUUGCUAAUGUCCUUAUCGCCAACGCCCCACAACUCAUAUUCUCAUUCCUCUACUUCGCCUUCAACGCCUUGUUAACUGCAAUGACCCUCGCUGCCGAAUGGAGUAGCUACGCAACCCACCAUAAGGGCCUCCGUGUCUCGAACAAUCCCCAGCUCGCCCAGCGCAGUAACUACUUCCUCUCGAUCCCAUAUCGCUAUGCAACGCCCCUCAUACUAGUUUCGGGUAUUCUCCAUUGGCUGAUCUCGCAAAGCUUGUUUAUGGUCGGGGUCGAGGCUUUUGACUCAGAUAUGGUGCGCAAUCCACCGCGGGAUGUAAUUACGUGUGGAUACUCACCUGUUGCGAUCGUUUGUUCUAUUGUGUUCUGUGAUGCCCGUGGCAGGAAGUUGUAG
Messenger RNA from Penicillium coprophilum, 1482 nucleotides. RefSeq lists its product as uncharacterized. The coding region runs from base 1 to 1482 and encodes 493 amino acids. The transcript is spliced from 4 exons. The record is from RefSeq and is a predicted model, not a curated record. NCBI's taxonomy places the organism in Eukaryota, Fungi, Ascomycota, Eurotiomycetes, Eurotiales, Aspergillaceae.